UUACAGCCACCGGAAACGAUCUCUGCAGUGGCAGCAGAAAAUAAAAAGGAGGCAAAGCUGAGAUUUAUUUUCAUGUAUCAUCCUGGACAAAUGUGUGUUGAAUGCGACUGUUACGUGGAAACAGUGUGGAGACACCCGGUGGCAUGACUGGACUCCUGUGUGCGCGGUUUGAUGAAGUAGUGCGCCGACUGUUUUGGAAACAUCGCACCGGCCGCGAGUAGAUUGUGUGGGAUAGUAAGAGCGGUCCUGCCCCCUUCAAUGACCAACCUACAGCGCUAGCGAUAAAACUUCGCUGGCGACACCGCAACCAUGGAAGGCUACCACGGGUAUUCGUAAGCAGUAUUGCUGCAGAGUUCUUGGUCCGCAGUAUAACGGUUUCAACAUGCCCGACCGGCGGUGCUACACGAGGCUAUCAGUUGCCUGAUAAUAACGUUAAAGGCCUGCUUUUUCCAUCUGGAAAUUUCUUUGCAGGGGAAGCAGGCCAGCUAGCACUGCUAGCGUUAGCCUUUCCGCGCUGCAUUUCUGGGCUUUGGCGGUGCAGGUUUUUCCAUGACUACGCCAUCGACUUUGGUGUGUAAUUCAAUGACUUUUUAACUCAACGUAUUGUAUGGGAUUCAUAUCGGCGAAAGAGAAGCGGGCCUAAGCCAAAAUGGUGAACUGGAGGCGGCUGCUGCGAAUGUCCAACCGAUCAUUUCUGGCCUUCAUAUUCUUCUUUUCCAUGUCCACCACUUGUCUCUACUUCAUUUAUGUGGCUCCUGGAAUAGCCAACACAUACUUCUUCAUGGUGCAGGCUCAGGGCAUCAUGUUGAGGGACAACGUGAGGACCAUUGGCCAGAUGAUCCGAUUGUACACCAACAAGAACAGUACACUCAACGGGACGGAUGCGACCAGACUGACCAGCAUGUGUGUACAUGACUAUCCCGACGGUAGUAACUCCAGUGAAUACCUGGUCCAACCAACCACGUACCUCCCUGAGAACUUCACCUACGUCCAGAACCUCCCCUGCCCAGAGCGAUUACCUUCUAUGAAGGGCCUUAUGGAAGUGAACAUGACAGAGAUCCCUAUGGAGACGAUAGAGCUGAAGUUCUCCAAGUUUUAUGGCAUUGAAUUUGGAGGCCAUUGGAAACCAAAGGACUGCAGACCUCGCUGGAAGUCCCGGUAUAAGCUGCUGAGGUAUUCCAAAGAGCGACAACACCUGGACGGCCUCAACAACCUCCGUUACAGCCCCCACAUCUCCCUCAGCAGUCUCUACAAGAACAUCACGGUGGACCUAUACCCCGAGCUCGCUCCUAUAACGGACUACUGAACUGCCCCCACCAACCCCAACCCAACCUCUCCUCCCCAGCUCACCCAGCUCCCCUCCAGCCUGGCCUCCCAGUGCCCCGUUCAGCCAUGCAGAGGAUGGAGGAGAGGAGGGGGGCACAGGCCAGGGGGGUGAAGAGGCGCACCAUGUUAGCUGCCAAGAAAUCUUAGUGAGGGGAAAAAAAGAAAAUCCAAACUGAAAAAAUGAGGUGGCAGUGGCAAGUCUGUCAAAGUUAACUGUGUGUGUGUGUGUGUGUGUGUGUGUGUGAGAGAGAGAGAGAGAGAUGGGUGAGAAGCUGCAUGUCUUUUUGUCCGUGCCGGCUUAACUACUGCAAGUUGACAUGAGUCUUCGUUUAGGUUGGAGGGAGCAGCAGCAUCUCAGCUCUGAUGUUUACUGCAAAGCCUUACUGUGGCAGAACCACAGCUCCCUCUGCUCGGCUCUGCGCUGCUUCACUUCUCAUGUAUCACCGUCACCUUACAAGCCAUCGUUCUACUACCAUUUGUUUUAAACAUAUCAUAUAUUAGGCCACAGUUUUCCUUUAACGGAGGGAACUGAGCAAGGUCAGCAUUGAUGUUUUUUUAUUUUGAUACGUGGUAUUUAUUUUCUCUGGUUCAGGGUGUUUGAAGAAACACUCAUCUGUGUUUGCUGUUAGUUUUGCUGCACUGCUGCUGAAUCCGCAUGAACUCGUAUGUAAAUAUCGGCCUCUUAAAGCUCGAACACAACACAGAAAUGUAAAUAUGGGCCUUUAUGCGCUCAGGCAUAUUCCAGCGAUACUCCAGUGGGUUUGAAUUUUAUUUUGGCAGCUACCUUUGUUCUGAGGAUUUAAUAAGAGUGAGUGGUGUCUUCUAUAUAGGAUAUAUAGGAUGUUUGGCUUAAAACAGAACAAAACAGAAGUAUCCAAAUCUGAAGAUUUGACAUUAUCUUUUGCAUGCCUUAAUUUAUUUUGUUUACCUGUUUUUGUUCUUCUUAAGCAUAAAUUAUUUCACCAGUUGGAGAGUGUAUAUUUUUUCAUUUUGCCUUUUUUCUUUGAGGUGCACUGUGUGAAAAGAGUAGAGCUGCUGCUCAGAAAGAGGGAGUCCAUAGUCCACAGCAGGAUUUUGUCCACAAAGCACACUUUAGUGCAGGUUCAUGGUCUCAUGUCAGUGUACAUUUUUUGUCUCAGAUGUGUUUUUAGUUUAUUUUCAUUUUUUUAUGAUUUUUAUUCUAGUGAGUGCUAGACAUGUGAUAAAGCUCUUCAUUGUACUGUACCAUGCUAUGAAGCAUGGGCAUUUAAGCUGGAUGCUGUGUGUGUCUGGACUGUGGUGUAAUUAUUUUCUUGCUUGAAGGGCCAGAAUGAGAGAACCUUAGUGUCAGCUCCUCACAGCUGAAGCUACUGCUGUUCUUGAAUGGCACAUGCUGUGAAAAGUUUCAUUUCUUAAAGCUUUGAGCACUAUAAAGAUGGAGUGUAACGUGUAGGCAGACGAUAUCUGAACAGAUGUUCACUGUUAGGAUUCUCGUCUAUAUCGCCAUAUCUCUUUUAAAUUGGACCGUGAAUUGUGUUUUGGGACAAUUUUUUUUAUUGUAUGUCCUGCAAUGAUAAGUCAGAACUCAAACUAUUUUGACCUGGCCAUUAUUUACUGUCUUAUCAGACUAUUUCAUUCAUGAGCAAGAUUCUCACUUCUCUGUGAGACCGGUCCAACGACAGCCCAUUUAGGUCUCUGGUGACCAAAGACAUGUAAGAACUUCGAACCAAAGGGUCGCUCUGUGACUGCUGCUAAGACCCACGGCUACAAACCAAUCAGAAUAAGACAUGAAACACACUGUCCAACCCAACAGAUCUCUCACCACAUCAGCUUACGUACUUGCGUCAUGUGGUUUAGGUAGGGAAUGAACUGGAGUUGGGGCAGAAGGAUGAUGGCCAUUGAAGUUGUUUCUGCUUGCAUAUUUCCAUUUUUCUUCUAUAUACGAACAGUUGGUUAGCUGAUUGACAGAGUUAAUCUGCAACUAUUUAGAUUACAGAUGGAAGUCGAAAACAGAAAUGCCAAAUUAUUCAGUCCAUCUAACCAAAUGUGAAUAUAUGUUUAGGAUAAUAAAGCAAAUAUCUUUAGAUUUUUGGUCUAUUGGGUAGACAAAGCAAGCAUUUUGAAGACAUCACGUUGCAGUCUGGGAAAUUGUAAUUUUAUAGGCAGACCAAUGAAGGGAUUCAGUGAGAAAAUCAGCAGAUUAGUUGGUUGCAGAUUUUGUUUUCUAUUCCCAUUGUAGCACUGUAAUUGACCAAGCAUUCUAACGUGCCUCAACGGUGAUGUAAUGAUGAAUAGACAUUAUCAUCUCAUCUCAAAAUGAACCUGUGCGAUGGCCGCUGGCACACAGCGUGUGCAGUCAUGCCCUCCUGUCUGUACUAGCCGGCGAAUAAAAGCAUGUCUUCUUUUGAAGUGGUGAUACUCAUGACAUGACCAAGUGUUCCACUUGGUCCAUGGCCUUGUAACCAAAGUGUUUGCACCAAUGGUGAUUUUGGUUUUAGGCUUAAACGUUACACAUGUUGAAAUGAUGUUCUGUGUGUGCUGUUAAUAUUUGGAGUAGCACACACUUGAAAGCCUUACACAAAUACAUGUUUAGUGAAGCAGUUGAUGAGGUUUUGUUGACAGUAGAUAGAUAGGUAAGAUGAAGGUGAAUAGGUUUCAGGUAUGAAAUGGCUAGAGUUAUUUCUACAGAUUGUUUCUUGUUUUAAAUAAGGGUUGGUUAGCACACCAGGGUUCCCAGCAGCCUGUACGUUUUUACAGAGUUGUUGUUUUCUUCUCUGAAAAGCAGAGUGUCUGAACAUCACACUACAGUACAAUGUGGCUUGUGUUCAGCCACAAAGCUUAAACACUUACUAGCAUGUUGAUCUGAUCAGAGAGAAGUGCAGAGUACCUCUGAUGCUUACGUUCACCCCUUCUAGCCGUGGUCUUUCCUGUCUGGGGAAGUGGACACCGAGCAGUGUUCAUUUAGCAGAUGCUUCUCUUGUGCAAUGCCUUCCUUAGCUUAGUACCACAAUUUUGCAUAAGAUAAGAGAGCAGCCCUGUUCUUAGGUUACUGGCUGUGAUCUGACUGAGUGUUGUUGAGAAGAACGUAGUAGUCAUAACUCCUGGUGAUCAGCUGGUUAGGGUGUAUACAAAACCAUCAUGCCAUUAAUUACGUGACACCCCCCCCUCCCCCACCCCACGUCACCACUGCACAUACACUUUCUGUUGAUCUGCACCUCCUGUUCUGUUGCUACGGUAUUCAGUACAGCAGUAAUGCCUUAAUUAUUAACUACUGUUUGGAGUGAUCUAAAAUAUCUUCAGAAGCAGUAUUCAGAUUUUGUAAAAUUUCAAAAAGAUGAACCCACUUCUUCUGAAUGGUCUGGUACAAUUAACAAAAGGAGUCAGUUUGAACAUGACACUAUGAAGAACAUGAACUGCAUGUUAGCGUUCCCUUUUACAUGUGUAACUAUCCAGCAAAUGAAGAAUGUUACAAACAUCAACUUUGUCCAAACGGCAACAAAAAGACAGGCUUCAUCAUAUUUUCUUGACUUCGGUAUUGAUUGAAGUAGUUGUUUCUACAAUCUACAACCCCCCCACCCCCCCACACAGUUUGAGUCUGAGUAUAUGGGUACCUUGGCCUCUACACGUCUCUGCCUCGGUCUGUCUGUAUUUCCCCCACGUCUGUAGUUUCAAGCAAAACAAACCUCAAUAAUUCUCUAAAAAAAAUCUCUGUUCAUGGUACCUUGCAUUUCCAGACCCGUUAUCUGGAGUAUCUUUUCUUAUUGUCGUCUACAACAGCCCAAAUUUAGACAUGACUUUGACCAGUAUUUAGUGGGGUUUGAUAUUGAAAAUGUUUCAGCAUUUCACAUGAUCGUCAGUAUACUUCCGAUUUGGGUGUCUCCACAGACAGUUGAGACUAGGGAGGAGCAACUAGAAUGACGGAAGUGUACAUGCCACUUUCCUGGGCCUUGAAGGAAGAUAUGUAGUAAGUUAAAGGGACACGCCAAUAAUUCAGAAAGACUCAGCAUCUUUCGUUAGAUCCUUUUAACCCUAACCCAAUAUAAGAUAACCCUGAUGACGUCCCUAUGACAUGAUCAGGGUUUUUUUUCUCCUCCAGAGCCACAGAAGCCGGCAUACAACUGCUUCCCUCGGUAGAGAAGUACUUGACUAGUACACCGAUGAUAAAACAGGUGGACUUCUCCUUCAACAACUGAAGCACUGAUAGAUGAGGCAGGUCAGUCAAGGGUUAACCACAAAUGUCACGGUCAAAAUGAAUACAUGAGUGUUUCCAAGCAUGACUCUGUUAGGAGAUGGCUGACAGGGCACUCAGUAUGUAGCACUGUAGAUCAGGCUGUGUUCCAUUAUUCUAAUGGAUCUAGUUUGCAGAGUGCUAAAAGGGAAAAUAUCUUGUCUGGGACCUAAAUUUUUCAUAUUUGUCCCUGGCUCUGAUAAGCGUUGGGUGUCAGGCCAGUGGGUCCCAGUAGCUGUGGUUGACUUCACCUUUUAUCACAUGACUGUCUGAAAUCCAAAAGUAUCUAAUACCGUUCAGAUGAUGUGUUCACCAUUAGGCAACUCUAUUCCAUUCUACUGUUUUUUUUAUUUGUGCCUUGAGUUCUUUUUCUUUCUUUUUCACUUUACAUUCUAACUGAAGAGAUUAAAAUUGGUUUUGUUUUUCCUGAAUUGUCGAUGAUUUGUCACCUUCUUUAAUUAUAUCAAGCCAGACUUGAAAAGUGUGACAUACGUAAAUGAUGAGAAUCCAAAAGAUCAGUCUCUCUGCUCCAGUGUGUGGCUGCCUUGACAUCAUGUGUAUUAACCCACUGUAUCUCACUGGAUGCGAGUCAUGUUCAAUGAAAAGACUGAGCUAUGAGUGCAGUCUGCACAUUUAAUGAGUGUUACUUGCAGUUGAGGGUUCAUCUUAUUUGCCAACCAAACUUCACUGCCCUCCAAAAGAAUGAACACAAGCACAUAUCAUAUCGACAAUUUUAAGCACAAAAUUGCUUAAGCUGUGAUGCUAAUCACAUCAAUUUGCAUGGCCUAGCCUAGCAUUACAUAGGUGGUUUAAAAAAAAAAAGAUAAUUUCCAUCCAGUUUCCAUGUGCAUGAUGACCAGAGCUGGUAGACGGAAGCUUUGCUUUUGUGAACAGCGCUGCAGGCAGCUUCCCACUGACGAGCAGUUAUUGAACAGCAUUAUGUUGAUAGUCAUACCUGUGCGAAAUCACCUGGUGCAACAUGACUCCGCUUCAGACUGGUUAUGUGAUUGUUUUUGGCAACACUGUGGUCUUUAUUUUUCCAUGUUCAGCAUGCACUUCUGUCAUCGUAUGAACAUUUAUUUCAUUUGUUGACUCUGAAAAAAAGUUCAUAAUUAGAAUCUUAUUGGCUGACACUGAUAUAUCUAUGAUAAUCGGCCAGUAUAUAUCUUGUCACAGAUAUCUCAAUGCAUAUGCUGGUAAAUAGAGAACAAGCAUCUACAAGUAUUCAGAUGUGUUGGAUGACAUUUAGAAACAGUGUUGCUGUUACAUAAUUUGUCCACCAGAGACUGCUGACAAGUUAUUUUCUUGACUGCAGUCUGGGUCACAAGUCUUUAUGAACCAAUUCAUACCACACGGUACACACUGGAAAGAGCUUUCAGCCACAUCUUCUGGAAUUCACCUGCAGAUGGAGAGUGCUCAUAAUAAUGAUAAAGAAUAAAGGCCGAUAUAUCGGCUGAUGGUAGUAUAUUGCAGAUCUAUUGGUAUCAGUGUAUUAUGGCAGCCAACAAGUAACUAGAACUUGUCUUAGAGAAAUGACAAAGAUCUGUUGCCCCACAUGGUUCACUAGUAGGCAUUCUGGAGCUUUCCAUUUUCUUCAUCAUUGUCUUCCAUAGCCCCACUUAUAACGUUUAAGUCUUUUUAAUAUUCUGAACAUGUAGAAUUCAUGACAACAGGGUAAACCCCAUUCGAACAUAAUGUGAUACAAUACAGAAGCUCCCUAACAGCGACUAAUUUAACUUUUGGUGACAAGAAUGCAUUGUCAAUCUUUGAAUUGAAUUGUUUGAAUUUCGUUAGUGUUGCCUUUUACAUGGUCCUCCAGAGAGCGCUGAUAAGUUGCAUUUAACUGUAAAAUUACCCACUCGCUACAUAUUUAAUAACAAAAAAGACAGAUUUAACCUCAUUCCAAAUAUUUGUGUUUAUGUAAAAUUAGUAUUGGUCUAUGUUAUCAAGUUUUGUAACCAUUCGAUAUCAGCCUCAAAUUCCAGUAUCAGUCCGGCUCAAAGUACCGAACCACCUUCAUUAAAACUUAAACAAUAAAACACCAUUGGCUGGUGAAGACCAUGACAUGUAACUGAAAGCCCUCUAAACUGACAUGCUAAGAAUUUUGUUUCUAUCAAACUGCUUUUUCCAAGGUCAAUAUUGAACCCUCAAUAUAUGUUUGAAGAAAAUGAGCUCAUAUAUUAUCAGAGUUUUUAUGCAUACCAGUAUCGGCCUCUAAAAUCCAGCAUCUGUCUAGCUAAUAAUUAAAAUGUUGCAAUGAUUUUGUAAACAUUGUUUAUGGCCACACUGGUAGGUAUUUGUUGGUGGCUGGAUGUAAGCGGAGACAUUUGCUAAGUAAUGCACUUAGAGCUUUAUAAAAAAAAAAAACUAAAAUAAGAAACGGAAUCAUUUGCUCAGUUCCAGCUCAACUCAGUCUGGGUGAUGGACCACAUUACUUCCAUCACAGCGUGAUGUGGGACCUGUAACAUAUUUUCUUUGUAGCUCUUUGAUCCUCUGUAUGUCAUCAUUGUAUGAUCACCAAGUUUUUCAUUUCCACAUGAGUUCAUGUCGAAGAAUAAAGCGGCGUUCUCCCUCAGCCAACCCUGUGAAUAUGCUGAUGUAGCACCCACUCUUGACAUGCUCAGUUUCUUCAGUUCUUAGCUCCAUUGCCAGACUUCUGCAGUGUUUGGUAACAGACAGUAUUAAAACGGUAUGAGUCUGGUGUUGAACUGUUACUUUGUAAAGAUUUUUUCUUUGUCAACAGAAGACAAAAUAAACACUUCAUUGCCAUAUUCAGAAAAA
Messenger RNA from Micropterus dolomieu (smallmouth bass), 8314 nucleotides. RefSeq names its product beta-1,4-galactosyltransferase 6-like. The coding region runs from base 650 to 1306 and encodes 218 amino acids. Gene Ontology annotation, molecular function: UDP-galactose:glucosylceramide beta-1,4-galactosyltransferase activity. The transcript is spliced from 7 exons. The record is from RefSeq and is a predicted model, not a curated record. Gene Ontology annotation, biological process: glycosphingolipid biosynthetic process; carbohydrate metabolic process. NCBI's taxonomy places the organism in Eukaryota, Metazoa, Chordata, Actinopteri, Centrarchiformes, Centrarchidae.